Molecule: messenger RNA, 2599 nt
Organism: Nymphalis io (European peacock)
Lineage: Eukaryota; Metazoa; Arthropoda; Insecta; Lepidoptera; Nymphalidae
Product: tubulin glycylase 3A-like
Exons: 5
Coding region: 79-2553 (824 amino acids)
Biological process (GO): cilium movement; cilium assembly; protein polyglycylation
Cellular component (GO): cilium
Molecular function (GO): protein-glycine ligase activity, initiating
Source: RefSeq, a predicted model, not a curated record
AAAGUAACGUGUUUCAUUUCAUAAAAAGUUUUUUGAUGAUGCAUCCGAGUUCGAAAUUAAAACCGAUAGCUUAUAACCAUGCCAAUGAGAAAGAAGAAAGUAUUCCAUAGGAAAAAAAAACAAAAUUAUGAUAAAGCAGGAGUUGAAAGACUCUUAUCACCAUUUGGCAAAUUUAUGUAUAAAUCAGUACGCGAAAGAAAAAAGUUAAAUUUAAUGGCGGACCGAAAUAUUAAUUUACCCAAAGGAUUGUCUUCUAAAGAAAAGAGUUACAUAAUAUGUAGUUGUCAAAGCAAAUCCACCAGAUACAGAAAACUAAAAAACAAAGCAGCGGAGGCUAUAAAACAAAAGAAAAUAUUUUCUAUAUACGGGAAUUGCAACGCUGUGCGAGAAGCCUUAUUGGCUAGAAGUUGGGUGGAAAAAAUUCCAUCUAAUCGAAUGAAUUUAUCUAAAAUACGAAAUGGAAGUUUUUCAAGUAAAACUAAAAUACAGAGCGAGCUUGAGAGAUUACUUUUGUCCAAUUUAGUAGAAAAACAUAAUCCAAAUUUUAUUUGGCGCACAAGAGAUGAACGACGUUGUUCUUCCUCUAUUAUUAUGAAAGACUGUAAUACAAUGAUUAACAAAUUGGAAAUAGAUGCCAUAUGGACAUCGAAACAAGGAUUGUGCUCCUCAUUGAAGAGAAAUUAUUGGUUUCAUAUUGAAGACGUGGCAGAGGUUAUCGGUCCACGUACUUAUAAUACUUGUGACAGUGGUGAAAUAGAAGGUUUUGUUAAAGAUUAUAAAAUUACGACUUGUACGAGCUUGUUAAAAUGGAUAUUAUCUAUGGCUGCUAAUGAACGACCUGUUUUUGUUGCUUCUGGUAAAAUUUCUAUGAACGUAAUUGUUUUUGCUUUAAAUCGAUGUAAAGAGUAUAUUUUUCGUAAACAGAACAAAGAUAUUGAUCAAUCUAUAGCAUCUGUAAGUGCUGGGCAGUGGCAUUCUUUCUUAAAAAAAUACUACAGCAUUAUAGCAAAAGAAGAAGUUUUUCAAAUGGACAAAGAAAAUAAGUUGUCCUUAUAUUUAAGCUAUGCUAAGUUUUUGCUCAAAGAAAUAUAUAGGUACCGUCCACAAUUGACCUGCGAAGGUUGUCACAAUAUUUGGAUAAUAAAACCAGCCUAUUGUUCAAGAGGCAGAGGUAUACGAAUGGCCUCAAAAUUAGGAGUAAUUAUGAACUUGUUGAAUAAAGCGAACGCAAAAUACGUAAUCCAAAAAUAUAUUGAAGAACCGUUACUCAUACACGAAACAAAAUUCGACAUUAGACAAUACUAUCUUGUAACGAGCACAUAUCCUUUAAUUAUUUGGAUGUACACCGAAUGUUAUUUGAAGUUUAGCUCUCAAAAAUAUAGCUUGAGAAACUACCAUGAAUCUAUCCAUCUGACUAACAAUGCUGUCCAAAGAAAUUACACAAAUUGCAAACAACGUAAUAAAGAAUUACCUACAAAUAAUAUGUGGGACUUGGACAAAUAUAAAUGCUACUUGGCCAAAAUCGGCAAAGAUGAUGUUUGGCAAAAUGUUAUUUAUCCAGGAAUGAAGAAGUCGAUUAUAGGCAUAAUGUUAAGCUGUCAAGAUUCAUUAUCAGUGAGCAAAAACCGUUUUGAACUAUACGGCUGUGACUUUAUUUUAGAUAAAGAAUACAACCCUUGGCUAAUAGAAAUCAAUUCUUGUCCUGAUUUACGUAAUACUACUCAAGUUACAGCUAAAAUCUGUCCUGCAGUAGUAUCAGAUAUAAUAAAAGUUGUAAUUGACUAUGCAAAAAACCCAAAAGCUUCAACUGGAAAAUUCGAAUGCAUUUAUCGACAACCUAUAUCAUUACCACGGUACAGAAGUGCAGCAGAAUUGGUAGCGCGUGGUUAUUCUCUUCCACUAGACUAUUUUUACAGAGGAAAAAUAGAAAUUCAAAAAUCAUACGACUGUCCAAAUAUUACAAAAGAAAAUGACAUUAAAAAGGUGUUAAAAAGGAUAAAGCAAUUUUAUGAUGAAGACGAGAUAAUGAAACAACCACAAGAAGAUGAUGUUUUAUUAAAUAAAAUAGAAGAAAAAACUUAUAAAUCUAUAUCUGAACUCGAAAAGAAAACAGAUGUAACAGACAUUAUAAACGGACAACUCGAAGAAUUAAGUGAUAGAAUUACAUCAGAAAACAGUUCUAACUCCAAAUGUCUUGUAAAAAUGAAAUUAACUCAACCUUCAAAACAGUAUUCAAAUAAAAUUCAGCUUGUUUCUAGCGUAACAAACAUUAAAUCUUCAUUGAGAAAAUCAAUUAGUCCUUUGGGAUCGAAUCAUGGUAUUAACAAUAAUUUCAAUUUUAGUAGACUAGAUGAUGGACCAGCAGGAAAGGGGAGUAUUGUAGAACUAGGUAAAAUUGAAAACUUACUUAAUUACUCCUAUGCUACUAAAUUUGGAGAAAUAUAUCAACACGAAAACUAUAACAUUUCAAACUUUUCCAAAGAUGUGUUAAAUGCCACUACAAAAAUUUUAUCUUUUAUUAAUGACAAAGAAAAAGAAUAUACUUAUUGUUAAAUAUGAAUAAAUUAAAUGACUUGGUUUGUUUUUUAAUUAACAUAAA